ACACGGUUGAGGACCAGUUCGCUCAUGGCAGGGAAGCAGCAGCCCCCUUAUCUGCACCUGGCAGAGCUCACCGCCUCCCAGUUCUUGGACAUCUGGAAACAUUAUGAUGCUGAUGGUCAGUGAGAAUGAAAAGAGGGACACAAACUUCUGUUCAUUUAACCUUUAGGGACAACUGAUGUUUUAUUGCUUGGUGCCAAUAUGUGGCUGGAGGAGAUUGAUCAGUGGCUUAAAAUGGCCAGUGCUAAUCAGUAGGCAUGCUAAGUUUCUUUCUACUUUGCCUGAAUUUUUAUUUAAAAGGCUGCAAUAAGGUGGUUUUUAAGACAGAAUUCAGAAAGGUAGUUUCUGUUGCUUGUUCUUUUUGCUGUUGUGUUUGGUUUUUAAGUGUCUACGUUUUCUAAAUUGUUCACUUUUGUUAGCUGUAGUAAAUGAGAGUUGGAAAUAGUGAGACAAAGAGUGAGCAGAGAUGUGCUCGCUUCGGCAGCACAUAUACUAAAAAAAACAAAGAGUGAGCACAGAGGAGUGGAAAUGUUUCUGAUGAGAGUGGGCACAAUGGGUGUGGGCAAGUUGAAAAGUGUUUCAUUUGGUAGAAUUCAAUAUGUUUUAGAGUAGUAUAGUCUCAGUCUUCUGUUUUAGAUUUCCUGGUGUUUAUUUUCUUAAACUUUGGAGGCUCAUAAACUUUUUGCCACUAUAAGUAAGUCUGGUUAGAGAUCCUGUCCUGUGUUAGGAAGAGUUGAGGCGGCUUUUCCUGUUGGGUUGUGUGUGCCUGUGCAGCUAAACAUGUGCUCCUGUAGAGAAGGGCAAUGAUUGCAGUAUGAUGGGAGUUUGCCUUAUUGUAAAGGGUCCUGUGACCAUGUCUUGAUAACACCCCCUGCGGGUGUCCAUUAUCAUUUAGAAACCUUUGAUCUGAGCUCUGGAGAAUUCUGUGUACAAUAUGUUUUCCCCACUAGUCACUGUGUCAAGACGGCAUAGCAGGAUUUUACUCUAGAUAGCUGCAAACCUGCCUCUAAGCACCGCUUACAAGUAAUUCACAUGAGGUAAGCCACUGGGUGCCUGAGGUGGUGGCUGUUAACAUCUAACACAACACAGGAACAGAUGGCUGCUAUCCAGAACGCUGAUCCAAAAAGGUUUUUAUUUGUGGGAGAGGGGGAUACAUGCAUAUCCUGAAACUCUUUAAGCCCUUUGCUGCACCUCCUCUCCCAGCCAUGAUGGGAUAUGCUCAGGAAAAGCAGAACUUGGAAGAAGGUGGUCUUUAAGAAUUUCAGCUGUAGGGGUGAAACAGUCUCCUUGAUACUGUUGCAGGAGGCAAGAGGUUCACAUGGUUUGGGGCCAUAUGGAUAUAUCUAAUCAGGUCCUUUUCUGACUCUUUUUGUCCUAUGAAAUGAAAGAGAACCAAAAAUUUCAUAAAUUAAAUUCCCCCACCCUAUAUAUGUGCAUGUUUUGACUACACCAGUUGCCACACCGGUGACAGGGAAGAGAAUUUCCUCUGAGAUGAACUGGCUGAAGGCACACCCCAGUAUGCGGUAGGGUGUGCAUGAUGCUCCCCUGUGGUGUGCUACUGGGUGGGUUUCUUGCUGGAGCCACUUAAGUGGAGCAUGUGCUUUCAAAACAAUGAGUUUCUGUGGCAUAUUGUGCAUGGCGUGGAUGAUCAAAGGGCUGGGAAGGUGAAGCAUGUGGGUGGGCGGGCCAGUUGCAUAACAAUGGACCGGUCUCUGUGACUGCUUGACUACUUUAUGAUUCUCCAUGGUUGCAGCAACCUCAGGACAAACAAGGAGCAGAAAUCCAGGGGUGGAGUUUUAUUGCAUUUGUAUAUCACUUUUCCUUAGAAGAGUGGACAACCUGCGGCCCCCGGCUUAGUUUCAAGUGGCCCUCCAGGAACUGCAGGCCCACUUUUCCUUGCUCUGUCUGUGUGUAAGAAAGAGAGGGGGGGCACUGUGUAAUCCUGCAGUGCUGUAAACUCCAGCCAAUUUUGACCAUGGCCUCAGCUGUCAGCAUGCAGUUCUGCCCCACCUGAUUGCCUCUGAGGUUAUGCAGUCCCUGAUAGAAAAGACGUUCCCCAGCCCUAACUCAGAAACUCAAAGCAGCUGAAACAAAAAAUCCUAGCAAAAUGGUCAGACCAUAGUCUGUACGUCAGAAGGAACUGAGCAACCUUCACCUUGGGCAGAUGCUGACGGGAGAGGAGCGAAAAGCGGGGUGGUGUUUUCAGCUCACUCGAGUCCGUGAUCUCCUGUGGGGCGAGGCAAGCUUAAGCCUACAGAAACUGAUUGGGGAUAAGCUCACAUAACUCACUGCUGGAUUGUGGCUAAAGUGCACCGAGCAAGUCCUCUUCCAGAUGGCUUGUUUAUUGAUUAUUCACCCUGAUUUGUUUGCAGGGAAAUUAAGCAGUGUUGACUAUUUAAUGAGCAUUUAUUCUGACAAUGGUGCGUCAAGCAAAUGCUAGUCUCCACUUGCUGGUGCAUUUCCCCAUCACUUCCCGAAUCUCAGAAUGUCUGAUCUUUUCAGGGACGAGGGGUUUUAUUUUUGCAUGACAUUCUCCCAAGCACAACCUGAAUUGGCCAGUAUAUGAACCGAAUCCCACCCCAAAAUAGCAACAGCCUGGAAGCUCUCAAAAAAGGAGGAAGCUGACCUCGUUGCCCCUCCUAGAGAAGGAAGGCAUGCUGGCAUCUUUUAUUUAGUUUAUUUAUGGCAGCCUAAUAACAUAUGUUCUCUGGGAGGCUUCCACUAAAAAUUAAAGCAAAUAAAUAUAAAGCCGGAUAAUAAAACCAUAAAAGCACCACAAAAUCUAAUAGAGCAGAAAACUACCAGCAAAAUACAAAAUCAAUACGACAGAGCUCACAGCUGCACCAAAAUGUCAUCAGUCUUAAAACUCCAAGAAUAUACCAAAGAUCUGAAUGUCACUAAAAUAUAUUAAGACUGAAAACCCAGGAAACAUAAAAAGGGGGCUCUAUAAGCAAUGAAAGUCACUACAGAGAUCCUCUCCCUAUAAACUAGCUGCAUUACCUUAUUUGUUGGGGAGACCCUGAGAAGGACCUCAGAAGAUAUUGAUGUCCAGGUAAGUAUAUAUGGAAGAGACAGUCCUUCAGAUCACCUUGUCCCAAGCUGUUAAAGGUGAAUGGAUUAAUGGUGGCUCUUUGAACUGGGCCCGGAAAUGGACUGGAAGACAGAGCAGAGCAAAAAAGACUGGUGUAACAUUACCAUGCCAUGCAGUCCUAGUUAACAAACUUGCCUGCUGUAUUUUGGACCAGAGGAAAUUUCCAGACUGCUUUCAAAGGCAGCCCUUUGGGACCAUGAUCCCACCCAGACAUUAAUCAAUUGAUUCAAAUAUUUCUAGAUCACUCUUCAUCAAGAAUUGAUUCCAGGACUGUUCACAAAGUGUUCAAAACUUUGUGGCUCUAUCUGUCUAUUUGGCCCUGUAGGCAGGAAAGGUAACAUUUUAAAAAUUGCUGCCUUCAUGUGUCCUGGGCUUUAAUUUGCUAACUGUGAACCACAUUUCCCAAAAAAUCAGUACUAUGACUGCAGACCCUCUCUUGAGUUCCAGCAACCUUUCUAGAUAAUGCAUGACAUCUGCAAUAUUUUGCACCAGAUACCCAGUUUGCAUUUGUCAACUGUACUUCACAAGUCCAUCUGUUUCUCUUGCAAUCUCACAUUUGGAAGACCCCUGUACCUUCCCCACUUAACCCCUGGAGGUAUGGUUGGUUAGUUGGUUUAAGCUGCUGUGAUCGUAUUUCCUUGCGUUGUUCAAAAAGCUCAACCUCUUGCUCCUUCCAUGAGAUUAAGAGCCACUCCAUGAAAUGCAUUUAGUAAAAGAAAGACUUCCCUUGCUCUCCCUCAGGGGGGUCUCUCUCUCUUUGAGGGCACAGGGGAUUCUGACUUUCCAGCAGCAACACAAUCCCACCCCUGGGAUGCGACUGGAGCAUGGCAAUAAUAUUACAAGGCUCACUCUUUAAAGGCAGCAAGACAUAGCCCUGUUCAGGCAUCCUAAAGAAGGAGAGGGAGGACCUCUCCCCACCACCUCAUCAUUACCCCCCAUGCAUUAGAGGGAUAAUUUUUGAAGUGGGGAGCCUGCUCUCCUUGGGUAAACAGCCUCCUUCCCUGAUUUCUGUACCAUGCAGAAAGGCUGCAUUGACAGAAAAAGGCUGCCUGCUUCAGGCACUAUCCUUCAGCUCAUGAAGGAUGAUUGAUGGUGGGGGGCGGGCAGGGCAGAGCAUACUUAUUCUCACUCUGAACAGAAUGUCUGAGUAUGGCUAGACCUUGUUAGCAUUGUGGAUUAUAUACCUUGUUGUCAAAGCGGUGCCAUGUGGGGCCUUAUCCUAAAUGCCUGAUUGGUAGAGGAGGCAGCAAAGCAAGAUCCCCCUCCUGACUUUCUGUAAGGCAACAAGGGUGUCUCCUGCAGCCACUUUGCAGCAGCUUGCCUCCUGUACCACCAGGACUUCAGCCCGUCAGCAAAGCUGGUAAAUGAGGCUCAGUGGACUCAGGGCACCCUAGACUAUCCUUCCAACCUGAACACUGUCAGCUGACCUCACUGGCCAAGGAGGACACACCAAGGAAGAAAAAGCCAGUCUAAGCAGUGCUAGCCUGAUCUCAUUGAGUCUCCAGGCCUUGCCUCACUUCUGGUGAGCAAGCAGGAGCAAGCUGGAGUCCCUCUCAGUCCCUCCUCUUGGUAAGAUUCGUAAGGCAGUUUUACUUGUGGCACCAGGAUGGUGCCCCCAAGAUUUUUCAACCACAGUUCUCAUCAACACCCAACCAGCCCCACAACCAUCUGAGGCUGGGGGUGAUGGGAACAUGGAUGUGCUGGCUGGGGUGGAUGGAUGUUGCAGUCCAGAACUCCUGGACAGCACCAAGUUGGAGAAGGCAGGUAUGAGGAAUACAAGAGAAAGAGAGGGGGGGAGAAAGAGAAAGACGGAGUGCCCAAAAGAACUGCAUUUCAGAUUGGCCCCUGUAAUUCCUAUGUACCCCUCCAACCAUGGUUGGCCUCCUUCUAAAUUUGAGCAGGAUACAUAGCUAAAGGGUGAAUGCAACCAAGACACCUUUUGUCAAUUCAAGUAAGCACAGCUUAAAAACAAACAUGACACCCCCACCCCGCAAACAAACACACAUACACAGACAUAAAUGAUAUGUUGUUGCCGUGUAAUUUGAGGGUGAUUCAAUGUGUGGAGGGGGGUCUUCCCAGGGGAGCUAAGGAGAUCUAACCUGUUAUUAAUAUAAUCAUUUUGGCAACUUAUCAUUAAGCACAGCUUUUCAGUUACAUCACCUCGCUUGCAAUGAUCAGAGCAGAAACCAAGGACUUGGCAUCAGUAUGAAAUUACACUGUCCCUGCUUAGUAAUCCCAUUAUUAUAUCGGAGGACCCCUGCAAUUUCUAUCUUAUCUAUCUUUCUGAUGAAUCAAGCCAUGUACAAUAUACUCAGGGUGCUCAAAGCAUCACCAUCAUUUACAUUGCAUCAACAGCUGAUGUCGCAGAGGAUGCAAAAUCUGGAGAUCCUAAUAAUGGUGGAUUCUCACCCAGUUAUGUCCUUCCUCAACCUUGGUGCUUCCUGAAGCCCCUUGAGGUGGUCAGCCACUUCCUCCUUGUCUCCCUCUUGGUUCAGAGGCAUGCAGGACAACCCAGGGGCAAGAAUGGCAUCAGCAAAGCUGGAUGGGGGUGGUGCUCACAACCAAACUACAGGAUGGUAAACCACUCACAAGCUAGAAAACUGCACAUAACUUUGGAAUACAGUCCUGCAGAGUCCUGCAUUUCAUUAGUGUACUUCUGAGUAAUUUCCCACAUGUAGAAGCCAAGCACAGCAGGCCAAACCCUGAUACACUAGUUUUCUAUCUGCAGCAAGUUUCCCCCUCCCCACCACGUUCAUAAGGACACAUGCAAAAGUAGCAACUACUUGUGUGUUCUGAACUGGUACUCACUUUGCUUCAUGUGUAAGGCAGGCCUCCAGAAUCAUGGGUUAAAGUACAGUGGUACCUCGGGUUACGAACUUAAUUCGUUCUGGAGGUCCAUUCUUAACCUGAAACCAUUCUUAACCUGAGGUACCACUUUAGCUAAUGGGGCCUCCUGCUGCCGCUGCCGCACCGCUGACCGACACGCCAUUUCUGUUCUCAUCCUGAGGUAAAGUUCUUAAUCUGAGGUACUACUUCUGGGUUAGCAGAGUUUGUAACCCGAAGUGUUUGUAACCAGAGAUGUUUGUAACCCGAGGUACCACUGUAAUUACUUUACAUAUAACAAGUGUUGGAGGUGGGGGUACAUUAAUUUAACUAUGUUGACUGUGUUUCACUCAAAGUUGUGUGAAUGUGGUUUAUUAGUUUCCGACUGCUCUUGUGAACAUGCAAGGUCUCUUUCUAGCGUCCUCCAUCUUCUCAUUGCUCACACUUUCUCCUUUCCAAAGCCAUGGCUUAACCUUCCCUGUUUGCAGGCUUGCUCUGUGUCACCCUAUCCCACACUCUUUCACUGGCUGCUCACCCCACAGGGAUGUGCCAGUAAAACCUCCCCUGAUUAAAGGUUCUCCCUUGGGGGCCCAUCAGAGAUCAAUUACACAAUGCCACCUGCUUUAAGAAAACACUUGCCUCACCCAUCUCAGACUUUCCAGCAGGACUCAUCUUCAGGACUGCUGCGAUUCCCAGAGCCCAUGAUGGCCCUGUGUACAAAGUUGCUUAGGGCCAAUGCGAGCAUAGACUCAGCAAGCAUCUGGUCCCAAACUCACACUGGACAAAAUAGAGUGCCAAGGCCAGCUCAAGACAUUUUGCUGCCUAAGGCCAAGAUGCUGCCCCUAUUCUACAUGCAGAGGCCAACUGGACUGGUGUGUGAAUCUUGCUUCCACACUGGCUGGUGGGACAGUGUCUUCCUCUGCACCUGAGGGCUUUUUGGGUGGCUGGGUGGACUGCAUGGCAUAGGUGGUUCUGUCUGAUCCAUAGCCCUCAGCAUCUGCUGCCUGAGGUCUCCUGCCUCACUCUGCCUAAUGGUAGAGCUGGUCCUUGAUGCUGGCCCCAUACUUGUGGAAUCCCAUCUGAAGGGAUAUAGGGCUGGCUCUAUCAUCACUAGCUUUUGAACCAGCCUUGAAAACCCACUUGCUUCCAUCUGCUUUCAGCUGAAACGUUGAGCUGAGUUUUUAGCAUCCUAUUGUUUAAACAGCAUUUGACUUCCUUGCAAUUGUUUUAAAUGUUACAGGAUGUACGUGUGUGCCCGCUGGGGCUGCCUAAUGCCUUUAGAUGGCUAUUUUAGUUUAUAUAAGUUAGUUAAUAUAAGUGGAUGGUUUUCGUUUUGAUAUUUUCAAGUAUGUAUGUGGGCCGCAUUGGAUUGAGAGGCUUUUACCCUGAGGGGGCAAUCUAGAAAUAUUCAAAAUAAAUUAAUAAAAUGAAUAUGGCAGGAAAGGGAAGAAGACUCAUUCCUUUCCCCUUCAGCUACCCUACAACUGAGUCCACGUCUCCCCCCAAAAGCCCCACCCCUCGGCUGGCCUCACUUCCAGCUCUGGAACCCAAUGAGGGAGGGGAGACAUUUUAAAAUAACCAAGGGGAUCUGCAAGGAUGACCCAGGGCUAAGGAAGGAGUAAGUGCCUCCUCAUAGCCACCAAUCCCUCUCAAACCUCACCCCCACCCCACCCCAGGUACUGUCACUGGAAACCCAUUGUUUCCUUCGCAUGCUUAUAGUUGUGUGAUAUAUUUGGUUGGGAGCCUUAUAACUUUCAUGGCGCAGGUGAAAAAGAUUCUGGGGGGAUAUUUUGUACUGGAAAACAACAGGAGGGGGAAGGGGGAAGCUGCUGCCUCUCCCUGCCUGCCCUCCUUCUGCUUAGACACAGCCUCCUCCUGCCCUGGCUCUUUGGGUUGAAAAACAAAGUGGAGGAGGAAUGGAUCACUAGAGCCUCUGUCUGGCAGGGGUAACUGCCCUGUGGCCCUCCAGAAGUCAUUGGACUCCAAUUUCCGUUAGCCCCUGCAGCCUGCAUUGCCAGUUGGCUGGGAUGAUGAGAGCCAAACAUAUCUGGAGCGCCACAGGGUGCCCUCCGCUUUCCACCCCACCCCACUGCCCACUCUAUAGUUCACAAGCUGAGAAACAGCAGGCCUCAGUGCUGGUCUAUCAAAACACCAAACAGCAGGUGUCUGUUUCUUCCAUAUUGUCAAGUGUGCCAAAAGCACAUUUUGCCUCAGGAUAUUCUGAAGGGAGUCUGUUACACAUUCAGUUUUCUUCUGAUGGAGGAGCAGACCACUGACAACCCAGUUUAUUUAAGUGCUAUUUCUUGUUAAAUCCAAGUAAACAUUUGAAAGGCAUUUUACAUAUACAGUGGUACCUCGGGUUACAUACGCUUCAGGUUACAGACGCUUCAGGUUACAGACUCUGCUAACCCAGAAAUAGUACCUCGGGUUAAGAACUUUGCUUCAGGAUGAGAACAGAAAUCACACGGUGGUGGCGCGGCAGCCGCGGGAGGCCCCAUGAGCUAAAGUGGUGCUUCAGGUUAAGAACAGUUUCAUGUUGGAGUGAGACUGAGUUGAGAAAUAAGACUAAGAGCACAUAUUGAUAUAGGAAUGUAUUAGAUAAUAUGUAAAGAAAUUUACAGUGGUACCUCGGGUUAAGUACUUAAUUCAUUCCGGAGGUCCGUUCUUAACCUGAAACUGUUCUUAACCUGAAGCACCACUUUAGCUAACGGAGCCUCCCGCUGCCGCCGCACCACCGGAGCACAAUUUCUGUUCUCAUCCUGAAGCAAAGUUCUUAACCUGAAGCACUAUUUCUGGGUUAGGAGAGUCUGUAACCUGAAGCAUCUGUAACCUGAAGCAUAUGUAACCCGAGGUACCACUGUAUAAUAAGAAGAGUACAUUCAUUUGUAAAAAAGGAAUAUACAAUGGGAAAGACAGGAAGUCUAGUAUGUUGGUAUAUAUAUGAUUUUUGGAAAAAUUUGUUUUUUUCUUUGUUCUUUCUUUUUUUGUUUGUUUAAUUUUCUUUUUAGGUACCGGUAUAUAAAAUUUGUAUAUAAUUUUUGUAUACAUGUUGGAAAUUAUAGUAAGUCCUGUAAUGUAAUAUGACAAUGUUUACUGAUGUAAUAUAAGAAUGUUAAUAAAUAAAUAAAAUGCAAAAAAAGAGAACAGCUUCAGGUUAAGAACGGACCUCCGGAACGAAUUAAGUAUGUAACCAGAGGUACCACUGUAUUUCUUAAAAAAAUAAAAAUAAAGCCUGUAUCUCCACAAUUAGAUAGAUUGGGCCACAAUAAAAAAUCCAAAAUCCACAGUUCGAUGAUGCCAUUAAUAGGACCAAUCAAAAUGUCCACAAAAGAGUCUGCAAGGCUUUUGAGUUAUCCAAACUCUUCAUAGAUAGUUAAAAAAAAAAUAUGCAGGCAGGCAACAGGAAGGUAAGAUGGUUUGUGGUGAAGCUCUCUAAAUCUGGUAGGAGUCAAGGUGGAGCAGAUGCUGAAAUGAAGUUCUGUUUGCUUUGCCUAGGAAGGUUGACUGCUGGGAAGGAGAAGCAUAUCAGGGCAGAUUCCCUACUUCUGGCUAUGCAACAACCCAUUCUGCGGUGGCGGUUAGAGAAUUGGACUCAGACUGGGGGGAAACCUUGGUUCAAAUUGCCACUUAGCCAUGAAACUCUUGCAGCCUAACCUACCUCACAGGAUUGUUGUGAGGGAAAGAGAACCGCAUACACCACUCAGCUCCUUGGAAGAAGAGUUGCAAUACUGAUAUCAACAGCAAAAGCCCUGAAAAUUGCAAGGCAUGAUCAGAGUUCUAACGUGUAAAGGGGUUUGAGUAAGGGAUUUAAAAAGUGCUAUGUAUUUCAAGUUUGCAUAUAAAAUCCCAGCUUGGUUUAUACUGCAAUUCAGAGCCAAGGACAGCAUUUUUGAAAAGCUGAGGUUUACGGCUGUGCAGCAGGCCAGAACAAGGCAAAAGAAUAAUUAACUACCACAUUAUUUUGAUUUAUUGCCUUUGUUACAGGCUCCAUUUUGAAUGGGCUCUCCUCCAAUAGUUCAUCUAUUACUGGCUGAAUGAUGGCAUUGAUGGAGCUUAUCAAUUUUGGUUUUAUAAAAUGCUGUGUCUAUCUAUUAUCCUUCUCGCUGCACUCCCAAAUAGAAUGCUGAUAUUGGAUUUCAGCCCAGGAGUCAGAAUGAUGACUGGGCUGCCCACUGUGCAAACAGGACAGGCAACAGCCAGCCCUCCUGCCUACCCAGGUGCCCAUUGGAGGAGAAAUGGGCGAAGCACUGCCAGCUGCUUUGCUUCUCCUGGACCUGGGAAAAGGGGGCCCAGCAGUUGCCCAUGCAGGCUGUUUUCUUGUGCCACAAGUAGCUGGAAAAGGUCAGGGUGGAAGAGGGAGUGCCAGGGGAGUUCAGGGCUGGCCAAAUUGCGUUUUUAUUUUGACAAUUAAUAUACCGCUUAAUUACAACUGUAGGUAGUUAAUGGGUAACUCGAAACAAAACAAAAAGAAGAACAAGACAGUUUACCCAGCAUGAUCAGGAUCGUCUUUUCAUUAAUUGAUCUGUGUUGCAUUUAUGGGAGGGGACAAUAAAUUGUUCGCAAGGAUAUUGGGAGAAUUAAAGAAAACCAUGCUCCCCACCCAUCCCAGCUCCUCUCAUACUACCGUGUCCUGCAACAUUGCAUCAUCUCAAGGACCACAGAUGCAUAUUUGGGCGAUAGGCAGCUUUUUAACUCCCAGGCAAAUCUUGUGAAGGUGUCCUUUCUGAGGGCUACAUGCCUACAAAGGACUGGAGGGUCACAAAGUGUAUACCAGGGCUGCUAGUAGUGUUCCCAUCGGAUGCUCAGGAGGCGUCCAGUGAAAUCCUCUGGCAACCACUCUUCUGAGUCCUAAAGGAAACAGACAUGCUUAUUAAUGAAAGCAAUCCACAGUCUGAAAGCAGAACAAAUUAGAACCCUUACACCUCCAUCGUGAGAUAAGCUAGGGAUGCCCACAUAAAAGCCAUGGGAGAGGUUGCCAGGGAUUCAGAGUGUAAGGCAGGCAUAGGCAAACUCGGCCUUCCAGAUGUUUUGGGACUACAACUCCCAUCAUCCCUAGCUAACAGGACCAGUGGUCAGGGAUGAUGGGAAUUGUAGUCUCAAAAACAUCUAGAGGGCUGAGUUUGCCUAUGCCUGGUGUAAGGUCACCAGUACAAGGAAAGCAUCCAGCUCUUUCUCUCUCUCUCUGCUUUCCCUCUUGCUCCCGAAAGCCUCUUGGGGCUCUGAACCAGCUGUGUGGCCUAGGGGGAGUCCAAAGGGCUAAUUUUGGCUCUCCAGCCUGAGGCUGUUUCUCCUUUGAAGCUGGUGGCUGAAGUCCAAAGGCUUAGAAAGAGACACAUUGAACAUUCAGACCCUCCUGUUUAUAAAUGUUGAUAACUGUGCAUGUCUGAUGUUAUGAAACUUUAGUGUUGCAGUUUCCCCUAACACCUCAUGAAAAGCCAUCCUGCACCCGGUAAUACUGUACAUCGAAGUAAGGCUUGGUACCUUCCCAAAAUCACAGUUCUCCAAUGGCACUCUAUUGGAAGGAGCCAUCACAGUUUGUGUUGAUGGUGCGGAAGACAUUAUGUGCCCUUCUGCCUUCCUGGCUGACUUGUAUGAGACCCUCUUUUGAGAGGCUAAUCAGGUCCCCGGAUGGCCUGCAGGGCAUUAGCAUAGCAGAACUUUUUGCAAGGAAUUAAAAAAUGCAUUGACUGUUUUAGUAAGUCAGGUCUUAUAAGAGCCUUGCUUCAGCUGACCUAAUUUGGUGAGACUUCUCUAGGAGUAUGAAUAAAUGCAUAUUAAGCCUCCUUGUCUAUUCAUGAGAAAUACCAUUAAAAGAUGUUUUUCAGAACACUCAUUUCCAUCCUGCUUGGGAUCCCCAGAGUUGGAAGGGACACUUGCAGGCCUUCUAGAGCAAGAUUCUGGGUUCAAAGUGUAGCUCUGUAGAAGACGGAGCCUCCACAGACACUCCUUCUCACUGCUGGAGGAUUCAGCCAAAUUCCGCUCUUCAGUGUGCCUAUUAAAGAUUCACGAGCCCGUCCCACACCCUUGGGCAUGAGGGCUAUGCUCUGCCGCCAUGGUCGGAGGCAGUAAUGCUUGGAAUACUCAAGUCCUGCUUGCCAGUUUCCCCAUUGGCCUGAUCCAGCAGGCUCUUCUUAUGUUCUAUAUCGUGAGAGGAAUAAUCUAACCAAAUCAUAAUCAAUUGCUUCUUGUGUUACCUUUGCUGGUUACAGGUGUUUAGCUGUUCUUCUUCUUACCCUGCUUUAAUUAUCUUCAAAUCAGAAAGAGUGUUUUCAGACCUUCUUAAUGACUCAUGCUUUUCACAUGGACCAGUUGACUUGCCACAGCUCCAUGCACGCAGCUGUGGUGUUGCAUAUGCAUCUGCCAUACCUGGGUUCAAGUAGCCACUGAGCUGCAUAUUCUGAGGCAGCUUCAAGCAAGUUGUCUCAGUUCCCCUUUCUUAAAAUGGGUUCCUUAGCAUCUUCCCUCACAGGGUUCUUGUUAGAGUGAAGGUUUGCCGUGUAUUUUCCCCAGUUAACCGAAAGGUUUAACAAUAGAGAGGUUUGUAAAACUGACUGCAACCUGGUAGGUAGCCCCUAAGGAAGAGACUUUAACAAUCUAGACUAAGCCAUUGUUAUCUGGAAUGUCCUUAGUCUCAUUCAAGAUAAGAAGUGAAGAGGGCCUCUGUCCUUCAAAAAGAAGCUUGCCAAGCCAAGCAGCAGCAACUGUAGAGAAAUCAGAGUGAGCUCUGUGCCAUUUAAUAAGGGCUUUGCUGGGCAGCUUGUUUCUAUAUGAAAGAGUUUUCUGCUGCUUUGAAAAACCCUCGUCCAAAUGAUUUUUAAGGGAUGCCAUAUGAAAACCAGAAUUUUUUGGACUCCCUGCAGAAUGAGGCCCAGUAGGUAUAACCAUGCCUUUCCUUUUAAUUCUUUGAUAUUUGAGCCUCUACCAUUAAAUUCUUUUAAACAAUAUUUGAAAGUGUACUCAAAGAAAAGCACAAAAGAGAAAUGUUCAAGUCAGAAAGGCGGAAACUUUCAUAGAGGAAAGAGGGAAUUAGAAAGCCUUUGGCCUGCUGAGCCAGCUUUCUAUUGGCAGAGUGUUUGCAACACAGGGAGCAGACAGAUAUGUCAGCCAUUGAGACAGAAAUUAGCAGCUAAUUGGACAAGCUGCUUGAUGGUGACCAAACCAGCUCCUCCCAAAUUCAUUCAUUGUCAGCUAGGAGUGUGGAGGGGGGUACCUCAGUUCCUUACUGGAGAAUCUGGCCUCUCACUGAGAGUCAGGUGUGGAUUCUUAGUUCUGCUGAAACAGAUGAAAUAUUGUGCUGCAUAAAAGGUGGUGAUUUCUGUAUUUAAAUGAAUUUAUAUAACUGGGAAGUUAACCUCCCCUCCCUCAUUGGGCCGCACUGUCAAUUCUUGGUUAGUCUCCCUUGGCUAAAUGUUGCCAGCCAUGAAGGAUCCAGGGUCCAGCGGGCAUAUGGGAGGCUACACCCCCCUCCAAGCACCUGGUCCACAUACUCAGGUUGCAAUAACUGAAAUGUAUUCUACAAAUUUAAGUGACACAACUGCAGAAUUCUUGAUACCCAAGUCAUGGCAGAUCCAAAAGGGUGUGGGUGUGUUUGGCCUCAGUGUCUUACAAAUGUGCCACCACUUACUUCCAUGAGCUCUCUUGCAUCUUCUUGUGGGCCAAGAUGGAGCAUAGACCCUGAACCACUCAGAAAAAAUGGUGUUGGGUUUACUUAUUUAAUUAAACUUAUACCCUACUUUUCACUACAUCUGGGUCUCAAAGGGGCCUUAUAGAAUGACACAUCUCACAGGCUUCAGCGGGAGCACCCACAGCAUCAGCCAGAAACUUCCCUAGUAGGGCUCUCAGAAAUACCUCAGAAAUCAACCUCAGAGCAGAGUGGUGUCCUUUAAUGCCCAGCACUAAGUCCCAAUACUUAAAAACUGCAUCCUACCAUAAGGGAGAUGGAGAUGUAAUCCCUGUUAGUGACAGCUACUCCCUCUCUGCAACCCCACAAGCCUACAUUAGUGCUGCGCAGAGAACUCAGGAGGCUAAGUCUGAGAAGGAUCCACUCUUUCUAGCCCAUCCACUUUGGUCUUAUUAUUGAAUGCCAGGUUGGCUCCUACAUUAGUGAUUCAAUCCUGGGUGGCAGAGGCUGUCUACACAAGGUAAUUUAAGAUGGACUCAAGGCAUUUCGUGUGUGCAUGUUUUCCACAUUGUCCAACACAAGAUUUUCCUCAUUCAAGCAGCAGCCCACACUCCCCCUCCCUCAUUUAAUUCAAGUUUUCCUGAUUAGCAGACAAAUUGGUAAGCAAAAAAAAUCCAACAUAUAAUUGCUUGUUACUCAACUGCGGACAUACGAAAGAGCAUUGUGUGGGUGGUUUGUUUUGGGGUUUUUUACAUGUGUGUUGACAUUUUGCUGUGUGCCAUCAGGGCUGCCAACAGUUGGCAGAAAGGGUCAGAUCUGGGGGGACCUCAAGGCCAGCAGAGCCCCUGGUUGCUUAGCCUUGGGGUUUUUUUUAAAAAGUAACUUCCUCCAUUCUCUAGAUCAGAAGAUAUGAGCCAAUCCAUUAACACCUCCACCCCUGUGUCACAGUUUCUGUGAACUGAGCUAGUCUUUUUGGUGGACUCUACUUUGCAGGGUUCUAGCUAAUGAAUGGCAAGUGACCUUUUUGGACAUCAUCAGGAGGAACUAGGAAAUCUUAGAGCUGCCUGUUCCUGCUUCUGUAUCCUUGCUGCCCAGAUACUGCAUAGAAUGGGGAAGGGGGUGCACACAUCACAGGCGUUGAGUGAGUUUUUGGCUUUCAGCAGUGGCACCACAUGUGCCUGCCCUCCCACUGUGUACUCUCUGUGUACAUCCAGUAGGAGUUCCAGAAAAUCAAAGAACACAUAUAGGCAGCAUCUUGGUAGGCACAUACAUUUAACAAUUUCUGUGGUGGUUAUAACAAAAAUGUACACACACACACUUUUUUCUUAUUUGCAAUCAUGUUUUUUGAAGAGAAAUAUAAAAGUGUAAAUGCAGCUUAUGAUGCCUUUAAAAUGUGUUGAUAUUUUCUUCUUCUAAACAUAAUGAGCUAUACAAGUUUAAUUUUUCCUGGGCUGCUGAAUAGGGCAGUUUAUUUGUCUAUUUCAUAGCCUGUUUUUAAUCUAGUCCUGGCAUCCUGUAUUAACUUUUCUGGGAGUAAGUCUGCAAUCCUCAUUCCAUUUACCUGGGAGUAAACACUAUUAGAUUCAACAGGAUUUACUUUUGAGCAGACAUGAUUAGGAUUCUGCUGUACUUUUGAGUAGAUCUAGGAUUAUGUUGUUAAUCUCUCCCUUUCUCCCUCCAAUCCUAAAUUUUAAAACAAUUACGCAGGGACUACUUAGGUGUCACUGAUGUCACUUGGCAAGAAACUAAUACUAAUUUUUAAAUAAUUAUUCUGCAGUGACCAACUGGUUUUGACAGUAAAUAUGUGGUGCAUGUAUUUUACAUUUCCAAUGUUGGAAAGCUUUUUGUUUUGUUUUUGGCAUUUUGCUGUAAAAUAUCAGGGCUAUGAAAUGGUGCCGCUAAAGCAAGGGAGAGGCUGUUUUUCUGGCUUUGUGAAGGUGUGUAUUUCUUGACAUGAACGGCAGUACAUGUUUGUAUCUUGAUUAGCCUGCUGUUUUGUGCAAGUCUGGCAUUUCAGAAAAUUUGUAGCUCAAAAAAAUAAAAUAAUUGUGCCCCCCAAAAAACUAAUGCCUCUAGGCAUGCCCUCAAUGGACCUCAAGCUUCCAGAACUCAGGGAGGGCAGAGGAAGUACUAACUGAGGGGAGGGGAAAACAUACCCCAUCAAGCACAACCCACUAGUGUGGAUAGGAAAAACUGAGGCAGAGUUCAACUGAAAGCUCGCAUUUGUGAAUGAAUGUGCACAAAAGUACACAUGGAAGGCUCUGAUCUGUGGCACUCAUGUGUGCAUGGACACUGGUGUGUACAGAGCCUGACCUGGCAUGUCAGUGUGGAAACAUCUUUGGUGGGGAAGUGAAGCCAUGGCUGGAUGAAAGGGGUAGCACAGGUCACGUUGAUUUGUUACUCAAAGCAAGACGAGAGAUGCCUUCUGCUAUCCUUUUUUCCAGCUUUGGAUGCUCCUUAUUGCUCCCUUUGUGCUUCUUCUUUCAGGAAACGGCUACAUUGAAGGCAAAGAACUGGAAAGCUUCUUCCAAGAGCUAGAGAGCGCCAGGAAGGGAGCAGGAAUGGUAAUGACCUGUGCAUUUUCUUUCUCCCGUCCAUUAACUUCUGCUUCUAUUCCUGUUUUCAGCUUAAAGAGGCUGUCCUGUGCUCAUUUACUUGGGAGUAAGCAUCUAGCUUGACCCCUGAAAGAAAGGGCUAAACUGGGCUUUAAAGUUUGCAUUGCUGUAAUUUUUGCCUUUGGGUUAAUCAAAAUGUCUUAUUCUUAUUAUUCAACACUGUUGCUUUAUUGCAAAGGUUGGGGGAACCUGUGGCCCCCAGAGGUGUUUCUGAGUGACAACUUCUGUUACAUCUGUGUUUUGGGGAUUUUAAAAGCAAAGCCUGCUGGGGACGGGGCUGCACUCAGGUGUAUGGAUCCCAAGUGGGACGCAGGUGGCGCUGUGAUCUAAACCACUGGGCCUUGGGCUUGACGAUCAGAAGGUUGGUGGUUCAAAUCCCCGCGACGGGGUGAGCUCCUGUUGCUCUGUCUCUGCUCCUGCCAACCUAGCAGUUCGAAAGCACGUCAAAGGGCAAGCAGAUAAAUAGGUACCACUCCGGUGGGAAGGUAAAUGGCGUUUCUGUGUGCUGCUCUGGUUUGCCACAUGACCCAGAAGUUGUCUGAGGACAAACGCCGGCUCCCUCAGCCUAUAGAGCGAGAUGAGCGCCGCAACCCCAGAGUCAUCCGCAACUGGAUGUAACGGUCAGGGGUACCUUUACCUUUAUGGAUCCCAAAUGCCAUUUCUCCUUGAAAUGCACCUCGCCUGCUGGUCUGGGAACAGGACAGAGCCCAGAAGUGGCUCUGUUUCUCCCCACCCACCAAGCUGAGCCUGCAUCAGAGGAGUAAGCCGUGCCCCCUCUUUUCUCAGGAAUCGAAAAAUGUCAAUGUUGCAGAGAAGAUGCAGGAGUUCAUGCGGAAAUACGACAAGAACGCCGAUGGGAAAAUUGAAAUGUCUGAGGUGAGCUGUGUGACACCCUCCCCCCUGCAGAAGUCCAGAAGCCCCCUGCCCUGAAGAGGGUGUGAGCCUGUGAAUUCGCCAGAAUCCUCACCCCUCUCUGCAUGAUGACUGCUCUGAGUCUGCCUAUAUGCAGGCAGGGACAAACUCAGCAAAGGGGAAAUGCUGCAGAUCUCCUGACGGGAAGAAGAUUGCCCCUCUUGCCACUGCCAUCUCUCUUUGCUGCUCUUGUGUGUGGUGUAGUGGUUAAGAGCGAUAGACUCAUAAUCUGGGGAACCGGGUUCAAGUCUCCGCUCCUCCACAUGCAGCUGCUGGGUGACCUUGGGCUAGUCACACUUCUCUGAAGUCUCUCAGCCUCACUCAUCUCACAGAGUGUUUGUUGUGGGGGAGGAAGGGAAAGGAGAAUGUUAGCCACUUUGAGACUCCUUCGGGUAGUGAUAAAGCGGGAUAUCAAAUCCAAACCCUUCUUCUUCUCCUCUUACUCUCUGGGCCAAAUCCUCACCUUUCCUCAGGAGGGCAAGAGGAGGUGGCUGAUCUCCACACUGUUGUUGCUGUUUGCCUCAGCCCUGCUAGAGCUGCCUUCCCCCAGCUGGUGCCUUCCAGUGGUUCUGAGCUACAACUCCUAUCAGUCCUCAUCAGCAUGGUUAUGCUCCCCUAAGUCCCAGGAUCCUAUGGCUGGGACUGGCAGGAGUUGUAGUCCAAGACAUCUGGAGGGCACCAGCUUGGGGAAGGCUGUACUAAAGCCUUGGAGAAUGCAGAACAGUGGGCAGCAAGAGCCAGAGGAAGCCCAUCUAGCAUAAUACCAAGCGGCCACCAUGGCUUUCCAGGGUGAAUCAGAGGGGAUAUUCCCAGCCCCACCUAGAGUUGCCACUGGAAUUUGAAUACGGGACCUUCUGCAGGCCAUGCAGGUGCUGUAUCCCUAAGCUUUUCCCUCCAGAGGCUGUUCAAGCUGCCCUGCAACUGCUACAUAAAUAACAAAAAUGUGUGUGUUAAGUGCAUUCGUACAAUGGACAUCAUAUCCAUAGUUUUGGAGAUGUAGUUUGGAGACACGGAGCAAUGGAUCCAAACUACAAGAAAGAAGAUUCCACCUAAACAUUAGGAAGAACUUCCUGACAGUUAGAGCUGUUCGACAGUGGAAUUUGCUGCCAAGGAGUGUGGUGGAGUCUCCUUCUUUGGAGGUCUUUAAGCAGAGGCUUGACAACCAUAUGUCAGGAGUGCUCUGAUGGUGUUUCCUGCUUGGCAGGGGGUUGGACUCGAUGGCCCUUGUGGUCUCUUCCAACUCUAUGAUUCGAUGAUUCUACGAUAUCUAGUUUGGCCCUUGGUUGUUCUGAGGAAUCCUCUUGAGCAUAUUUCUCAGCAGCUUCCCUAAUCUGGAUUAUGCUGUUCUAAUACCAGCCAUUUUACCCUGUGACCAGGAGUCCUUUGGAGUGCCAACAGUUCAUUUCAGUGAUCUAAAGUGGGCUUGCUCCAAAACUGUCCAAGUUGAACUUCUCCCUAUAUUCUUUCCUAGAAAAAUGGCAAGACAGAAGGUCAGGGGAAAGGAGACCAGGAACAUACUUCUAAGCAGUUGUUGUUGAUAUCGUCUGCUGUUCUCAACCAGUUUCUCUCUCUGAAGUUGACUUGCCUUUCUUGUCUCUUUCUCCUCCCCCACCCCCACCCAGCUGGCACAGAUUUUGCCCACAGAGGAGAACUUCCUGCUGUGUUUCCGGCAGCACGUUGGCUCCAGUGCCGAAUUCAUGGAGGUAAGAAGAACUUGGCUCCUGCUAUCUCAUUUGGGGCUCCUCCAGACUGUGGUGGGUUUUGUUCUUAGCAGGUGAAUUUUGCAAGAUGCUGCUGACGCUGUAGGGGUGAUUGGUAGUGGAUUUGUACUGGGCCAUCCACAUCAAUCUGCUUCGUUAGUUAUUCUGUGUUGCUUCCCCAGUGUUAUUACAUUAUUGCCAUCUGGAAAGGCCCUCUUGCACUGCAGAGCACCGAGAGCAGGACAAAAAAUACACAAUAACAUUUGUCAUAUGAAAAGUUACAGGAUUUCAGCUCUGAGAUAGGCACCAACUGGAAACGGGCCAGCCUGUUCGCCCCAGAACUUUUGCUACAGGGCUACGGCCCACUUAGUGAAGCAGAGGAGGCCAGGCCAGCAGGGCUGUCAUAAGGUUGGCAUUGGGCAACUUCUCCCUGGAAGCAAAUAGGUGCUGUCUGCCCUAGAGGCACAUAAAUAAAUAAAAAUGCUACUGAUAUGUCGUCAUCUUGAGACAUACAUCCAACAGCUGUGAAACAGCGAUCCAUCCAAGCAAUUAAAAUGAAUAAUAGGAAAUGAAUACCGUGUUGGGAAAUGAAACUGGAGUCCAUCUGUUGUUAGCUAAUGGGCAAAUUAAGUUGUGUGACAGGCACAGGCAAUUAAAUAUUAAAAUUGAUCUGCUUAUAAUAAUUUGUGCUUAAAAUAUUCAUUCUUUCAAUAAUGAAGGUGAACCCUUGACACAGCGUUUUCCACUGUGCUGGCCUUUCUCCAGACGAAAACAAUAUUGAGAAUCCUUUCCCACUGAUACUGAAGAUUUGGAAAGCGGUUGCUCUGUGACACAGGAUGGCUCCAAAGACCAUUUCUUAAUUGAUUGAACUGCUCUCUGAUGGAUUUUCAGUUACCGGCUCAUUAUUGCUUUUUCCUAAUCUGCUGAUUCAUUUGUUAUUUUCUUCAUUAUUGGUGCUGCUGCUCCUGCUGUUCUUAGCCACCUUGGGGCAUUUUGUGAGAAGGUGGGUUAUAAAUCCCAAAAUGUAUAAAAAUCAAUAUAAAUGCAAUUGUUGUGACAAAUCUGUGCUCUUUCCAUUGCAGGCUUGGCGGAAGUAUGAUACCGAUCGCAGUGGCUACAUCGAAGCCAAUGAGCUCAAGGUGGGCUGAGCUGAGGUCAGGGCUAGGGGAAGAUAGAACCAGAUGCAAAAUGGCUCACAGGGAUAAACAUCUUUUAAAAGUUAAUGCCAAUUGCAUACUUGCAUGCACACACACACAUUUUCUAAUGCACAAAUAGCCUCUAUGCAAUAUCAGUGCUCCCUUCUCUUCAUAGCAAAGCACUUCUCUUCAUAGUUGUCAAUUUUUCCCUUUUCUUGCGAGGAAUCCUAUUAGGAAUAAGGGAAUUUCCCUUUAAAAAAGGGAAACAUUGACAGCUAUGCUUCUCUUUGGUUUUCAGUACUCUUUGUAAUAGCCCUGUAGGGUUGGCUGGUGUUAAGAUGGCCACAUUAUAGGUGGGAGCUGAGGUCGAGAGAGGCUUUCCUGUGCAAGCACAAUGAUGAAGUGAGAUUUGACUCUCCCGGGUAUUUUGUGGCUGGCAAUUCACUCUUUGAAGCACUAUUCUAUAACAACGACCCCCCCUCCCCUGCUCUUCACAAAGCAUCCAUUGAUCACGGCUCUGAUACUGCUGUUGUCCUUAGCACUUGAGGCGUGGCGGAGUGGGAGGAAGAGCAGCAGCACUAAGAGGCGGCUUCAACAAGGAUCCAAACAGUGGCAACAACAUCUUUUGUUUGUGCUGAAAAUGGCCUCCCUAUCCAUCACGUUGCCAUGCUCUUACGUGUUUCCCCAGCUGCAUCCAAAUCUCUGCAUGGAGCAGGCAAGAGGUGUAGACUUUGCAGCAUCUCUUUGCUGUGGACUGAAGGAAUGGAGGGGAAUGGAGCUCCUCCUCAUAGGGAACUCCAAGGACAAAAGAAAGGAUCCGGCAGCUGGAUCAGGCCAAAGUGCCCCUCUCUAGUCUGGCAUGCUGCUCCCACCAUGACCAGCCUGAUGCCUCAGUAGGAAGCCCACCAGCCAGACCUGAGCACAGCAGCAGCUCUCUCCCUGCUUGUGAUUCCCAGCAACUGACAUUCAGAUGCAUACUGCUUCCAACUGUGGAGGAAGAAAAUAGCCUUAGUGGCUAUUGACUGAUCUCCUCCUCUUCCGCCUCCUCCUCCUCCUCCUCCUCCUCCUCCUCCUCCUCCAUGGGUUUGUCUGACCCUCUUCAAAAGCCACCCCCUGCCUGUGGGGUCCCUUCCAACUCUACAGUUCUAUGAUUGUAUGUCACACUGAAAGGCACACUUAUUUACAGUUUCUAGAGCACUUCUCGUGUGCAAAUGCUUCUUGCUCUUUAUUGUCACCACAGCAUUUGCCUCUUACCCCCAUUUUACAAAUCGAGACUCUAAACCAAACAGAAGUCACUUUUGGUCAAGGGAAGAGUCUCUUGUUAAAAGGCAGCGCUGCAGCUUUUAUGCACAGCUCAUUCCACUUCUUACUGUAAUGUCCUGCUAGGAGAUGUCUGGCCUUACUGUGGUGGGAUUCUCUUUGCCUGCUUCCCCUACAGUGUCACGGGGGACUGGGGUCAGUGGUGGUGGUGUUUAUGCAGGAAGGACAGUUGUAGCUGCCUUUUUCAGCAACAGUUGAGUCCUCCCCAGGAUGCCUCAUUUCUUCUGCAUUUCUGUGCUUGCUUCCUAGGACAUCAAGGCCUGUUGAGCUUAUGGUUGAGCUUAGUUUUGAGUGGGCAUGUUUACGAUGGGGCUUUAAAUCAAUCUGCGCCUUCUCAUGCCUUCUCUUUUUGUAGGGAUUUCUUUCGGACUUGCUUGAAAAAGCCAACCGGCCCUACGACGAACCAAAGCUGCAAGAAUAUACACAGACCAUCGUAAGUGCAAGAAGCCCCCUGGGAGUAGGAAGGUCUCCUGUGGGGAUGGAGAGGUCCAUUGCUCAACUCCAGAACUGCCUGCAGGCUUCCUCUGUCCCCCAUAGGCUGUAUCCCCCAAAAGCUCCUGCCACAACUAAUUAGUUAGGCUUUAAAAGUGCCCUCUCUGGCUGCAGUCCACAUCAGCUUUCUUCAACCUGGUGCCCUCCAGAUGUUUUAGACUACAACUCCUAACCUUGGAAAGUUUGUUUUGUUUUUCCAAAGACACCAGAAGUGUCUUCCGUUUUCUUUUUUCCAAGGGAAUCUGGAGAAGAGGAAGCAAGUAGGCUUCUUCAGGGACUGCUGUGCUACCUCUGCCGAUUUCAGCAGAGGCUGUGUUCACACUCUGAUUGACUGUGCACUCCCAGCAGAUCCAGUUCUGGGUUUUUAAUCUGUGGUCGUUAUGCCAAAUGCAUGUGUAUUCUGUCCUUCAUUAUAAAAUGCUACUGUUUGAUGCCAUUGUUUCACAAACAGCUUCAUACUGACUGGGGUCCUUGAGCCGCAGCCAAGGUGCAAAAACACCUUUGCAUGGGGUAGAGACAUCGCUGCCCUGUCAAUGCCCACUAGUGUGUACACAAACAGAAACAAGUCUGACACAAAUGAAGCUGUGCUGAUUUGAACAGCUAAAGGAGAAAGAGCUGUGAAAUGCAGCUUCACUGCACUUUAAGGUGGUAAUAUGAAUACACUUCACAUUGCAUUGCAUUGCAUUGCAGAGGGGCAAUGAAAAGAGGCCACCUGGUAGGAGCCACCCAGAGUCAGGGGUGGAGGAAGGAGGGUGCAGUGGGUGCAGUCUGCCCUGGGUGUCACCACUGAGGGGGGUGACGAAAUGCCGGGUGGCACUCACCGCAGGGCCUGCAACACGCCCAAGCCACGCAUCUCUCCUGGGAGAGAUGUGGUGGCUUGGGUGCACGUAGGCUCCGUGCUGCCCAAAUGGUCCGCCCACUGCCUCCCCCCCAGCUGUAGGGCAGCUGAGUGGGAGGAGGCAGGCAGACUCUGGAGGCCCUGUGGUGCCUGUUGAUUUAAAGCAGAGUCUGUCGUGCCCAGCGGAAGGAUGAGGAAUACGUGAUACAUACUCUAUAUUGCUUUAUUUACAGUUCAAAGCUGGUAUAUUACAGAAAGACAUCUUGCCUCUGCAAGAGCAGAAAAAUGCAUCCUCUCUCCUCGACAGCUUGGAGAGAAAAACACAGUGAAAAACAGGAAACCAGUGUACGUCACAUCCAGUCUCCCUUUCCCGUGAGAAACUCCAACAGUACAGACUGUGGAAUGUAAACACCUGUCUUGUGACUGCAGUUGCUGCUCAGUGAAGGAAAUAGAAACCAACAUCCUCCCCUUUCUGUGAACAUCACUGGGCAGCGUGUUCGUACAGUAUCAGUACAAACCCAACUUCUGCACAUAGGUACAGUGUUGAUCCCUUGAUACAAUCCUGGACAAUACAUCAGCAGGAAUUUCAUUACCUGACAUAUAGGACACCGUUACGAGUCCCUUCUGAAUACAUUCCCUAGCAUGCUGCAACUUUAAUUGCAAGUGCUUUGUGCUUUGCUUACAACCUUCAGACUUUAGCAAAGCCAAACAUGCUUUGUUGUCCUGGUAAACCUGGAUUGGACAUUUGACAGGAAUUUUCAUAUCUUUGCACAAUUGUACUAACCAUUCAUAAUCCUUAAGUGAAUAAGACAGUGCAUUCAGUUCAGCUUCACAAGUACUUAAGCUAACUGUUGUUUGCUUCUUGCAUGACCAAUCAAACAGACUCUGAUUGUACAUGUAGCAAACUCCAGACGUACUUUUCCUGUCUGUAGUGUCACUUCCAAAACUUGCAUCUGCAAAUAUCUCAAGACCACCAGACUUCUGAUUGUUAAAUCUCAGUCUGUAAUGCAUAGUGCCUUUCAAAUACCGCGCUAUGCGUUUCAGAGCUUUCCAAUCCUUGACACUAGGAUUGUUGACUUGUCUGCUUAGCAAAUUACAGCUAACAGCAAUGUCUGGUCUUGAACAUCUGGCAAUGAAGUUUAGCUUGCCUAGCACACUCCUGUACAGUGUAGUGUCAGAAAAUGCUUCUUCAGUGUCAUCUACCUGAUAACCUGUUGUCAUCGGUGUGUCUACAGGGUUAGCAUCCAUCAGAUUUAGUUUGCUUAACACAUCAGCAAUUUUCCGUGACUGGUGUACUAGAAUGUUACCAUCUUGAUUUCUCUCUAUUUCCAGAGAUAGGUAGUUGUUUACCUCACCAAGAUCUUUCAUGUCAAAGUGCUCUUUCAGUUGAGCUAGGGCGCUAUUGUACAUUGCAACAUCUUUCCAAAAGAAUAAUAAAUCAUCAACAUAAAACAAACAGUACAGUUUCUUUUGCCCCUCCUCUUUGACAAAUACACAUGGAUCAGCUUUCCCUUGCUGAAAACCUAGAGAAAACAAUACUUCAGUGAGUUUUGUGUGCCAACACCGUGCACUUUGUUUGAGACCAUAAAGGGAUUUCUUCAGAGCACAAACAAAUCCCUGUUUUACCUGUACGCCAUCAGGUGGAAGCAUAUAAAGUGAUUCAUCUAGAGAUCCGUACAGAAAAGCUGUAUUAAUAUCAUGGUGACUAAUGUGUAGAUUUUCCUCUGCAGCUAGCUUGAGCAUAAGCCUAAUGCUUUCAUAUCUCACUGUGGGUGAAUAGGUCUCGUGAUAGUCUUCACCUGGUACCUGUGCAAAACCUCUGGCUACCAAUCUGGCUUUGUGUCUGACUAUCUUGCCAUUUUGAUCUGUCUUCGCUUUGAAGACCCAUUUGCUUCCAAGCAGUUUCAUUCCUGGAACUACUGGAACUAGCUCCCAUGUUUUGUUCCUUUCUAAGGAAUCAAGCUCAGCCUUCAUGGCAUUUAACCAUGGCUCAGCUUCCUUUGAAUCCAAACCCUGGAUUUCUUGGAAACUUGAAGGUUCAAAUACCUUCUUGGAGCUUUUAACAGCUGUUACUGCUAUCGUAGCAAACUCAUCAGCAAAUCUCUUUGGAGGUUUGCUUUUGUGGCUCUCUGUGACCUACGAAUUAGCCUUAAGUCUUCAACACUCUCCUCUUCCUUCUUAGGAGAAAAACGACCUAUUGUGAACAAUGGUUCCUCUAAUUCUUGAUCAGAGCUUUCAGAGGGUCGCAUAGAGGCUUUCGCACUCUCGAAAUCCUCUGAAUCACCCGAUUCAGUUUCAGAUUCAGACUCAGAACCUUCAUCAGUGGGUGUGGGUUGUUGUGGUUGCUUUUGACUAUCCUCAGUUUCAUCACCGUCAUCAGGAUAACAUUGGAAAAUUCCCACAUUCUCCCCCCACUUUGCAUUGUACUCGGCACUUCUCGUGAGCUUAAUUGUCUUAGAGUCAGUCAUCAUUAUUCUGUAAGACCCUUUCUGAUAACCUAGAAAGAUACCAUGCAAUCCACGCUUGUCUAACUUGGAGUUUUGUGGUGAGCGAACCCACAUGUCAGAACCAAAAAUCUUCAUGUGUUUGAUGUAUGGCUUCUUGCCAAACAUCUUCUCAUAGAGGUACAAUCAAUCGCUGAAGAUAAUCUGCGAUUGUAACUGUAAACAAAACACGAGAGAGAUUCGGCCCAAUAACUCUCUGGAAGAUUGGCAUCAUGCAGCAAGGUUUUUAAUCCUUGAAGCAAUGUCUGAUUUGCCCGUUCCGCAAGUCCAUUCUGCCAUGGCGAGCGAGGACUAGACAAAUCGUGUUGAAUUCCUUUCUCAGUCAGAAAAGCUUCAAACUGCUGAGAAGUGAAUUCCCCCCCGCGAUCACUGAAAAGAGUCUUUAUCUUCUUACCAUGCACAUUUUUCAACCAAGCACAGAAUUCCUUGAACCUAGGAAAAGCCUCCGAUUUCUGCUUGAGAUUGUACACAAAAAUAUAUCUAGAAAAUGCUUCAAUGAGAACCAUGAAGUAUCUAUUUCCACCCAAAGAGGGCGCAAGUGGUCCAACCAAAUCAGCAUGAACAACCUGGUAUGGUUCUGUAGCUUUCCUACUAGACACCUUACCUUUCGCAGCCAUUUUCACCUUGUUUGCUGCGCAUGCUUUGCACUUCAUGUGGUACCUGCAGGGUUUAAUAGUCAUACCUUCAACCAAGGCAGGCAUUUUAGAUACUGCCUCAAAAUGCAAAUGACCAAAUUUGCGAUGAAAAUCGUGAAUACAUUCUGCAUGCAAACUUUUGUUAGAACCUGCAAUGCAACAAGUGUCAUCCUGCACCACAUCAUCAUAAUACAAAACAAACAAAUGAUCAACAUAUUCUGCAUGCAAUACAUAAUCAUUUUUCUUUGUGAUGAUGCACUUCUUGUUCUUGAAGGAAACGUCAAUGUUCCGCUCAUUCAGCUGUCCAACGCUGAGCAGAUUAUGUUUGGCGUCUGGCACGUAAAGCACAUUCUGUAUCGAUAAGUCCAAACUGUGAAGAACAACAGUUCCGUAGCCUUUACUGGGAAUAGUGUGGUCAUCCGCCUGGUGAAUCGCACCUUCCUGCGGUGUAAAAGACACAAACAGUCUCUUAUCGUUGCACAUGUGGUGGGUGGCCGCUGAAUCAACAACGAAGAAAGAUCUAGACGUCUUCUGGACCUCUGCAACCUUUGGAGUGAAGCGUGAAACCAUAGCCUUGUGCUGCGUUGUCCUAGACACCGGACCUUUGCCUUUGCCUCGGCCUUUUCUGCGCGAUGAGCUUUCGCUGCGCUGCUCUGUCUUGGCCCUGGGAUGUCUGCAUUCCCUCUUCAUAUGGCCUAGACGUCCACACGAGUUGCAUUUCACUGCCUUCAAAGCUUUGGCGCCAUCUGGUGGUUCCACUGCACUAUGGGAUGACGUCUGUGAAGACUCCCCCUUGCCCAUGCAGCUAGCACCACGGCGAUCUGCUUCAUUUAAAAUCACGGCAGUAACAAAGUCCACUGUCAGCUGAGCAGUUGGUUGUACAGCAAUCUGGGUUGCAACAGACUCCCAACCUGAACCCAAAGAUUGUAGUAUCAUGAAAGAAUACACAGCCUCUGGAAAAUUGAGUCCUCUCUGUUGCAGCUCAUGUCUCAGAUUUUGCAUCUGCAUCAGAUGUAAACGCACAUCUCCACCUUCAGCAAGAGCCAUAUUAUGCAGCUUGUUAAAAUAAUACAUAGUGGAUCCAGCUUCUGUCCUUAAGUGAGCCUCUCUCAGAGCGUCCCAAAUUUCUCUGGCUGAGGUCUUAUCACGCAAUAGACAGAGCUCUUCUGGGGAUACUAUCAAUGUAAGAGUUCCCCUUGCUUUGGAAUCCUUAGCUUCCCAUGCAUCUGUAACUGGAACUGGGGGGGUUUCUGUAAUCACCUCAAACAAACCCUCUUUCCGCAGAAUUCCCUCUGCAUACAGAACCCAGUCGCUGUAAUUUUUCUUGUUGAGCUUAGGAAUCCCACAAGCAUCCUGAAGGGCCAUCAUGACUCUGGCAUUAGCCUUCAGCGUCAUAUGCUGCUUUAAAUCUUGCUGCGUCACUGCUGCAGCUGCUUUAUUACAAAGGCACACUUAAAAGUUACUUUCGAUUUCCCCAGCAUAGUGACUUGUGCCUGGGAGCCUUUUGCCUGUUCCCGGCAAAACCGGCUUUAAAAGUUCAAAGUCCAGCCAUAAAGCCAUUAAUUUGAAGCUGGCAGGCUGCCCGGAGCAGUAGCACAUACCUCAUCAAUCACUUCUACGCGCAGAGCAGAUUCCUUUCCGAUCCGUCCCUCUGCAUUCCGAUCCUUUGCCGGCACUCCGAUUCGACCUCUGGAGUCCAUAACCACGUGUUGAUUUAAAGCAGAGUCUGUCGUGCCCAGCGGAAGGAUGAGGAAUACGUGAUACAUACUCUAUAUUGCUUUAUUUACAGUUCAAAGCUGGUAUAUUACAGAAAGACAUCUUGCCUCUGCAAGAGCAGAAAAAUGCAUCCUCUCUCCUCGACAGCUUGGAGAGAAACACACAGUGAAAAACAGGAAACCAGUGUACGUCACAUCCAGUCUCCCUUUCCCGUGAGAAACUCCAACAGUACAGACUGUGGAAUGUAAACACCUGUCUUGUGACUGCAGUUGCUGCUCAGUGAAGGAAAUAGAAACCAACAGUGCCCCCCGCCCUCGCCCCCGCUCCUAUAGGUGCGCCCCAGGCACCCGAGCGGCUUCCUCCACCGCUGCCCAGAAUGGCUGGGACAACCCAACCAGAUGGGUGGCAUAUAAAUAAUAAAAUUAUUGUUACUCUCAUUAGGAGUGUCUUGUUGCAGGCCAAACCUUUAACUUAGGAGCCACUCACAGACUGUCGCUUUCUGACCCCACAGCUGCGAAUGUUUGACUUGAAUGGGGAUGGGAAGCUCUGCCUGUCGGAGAUGUCACGGUAAGAUUCAUAGAAUCCAUAGGGUUGGAGGGGAUCCCAAGGGUCAUCUCAGUCACCCCCUGAAAUGCAGGAAUCACACCUGACGGAUGGCCGUCCAACCUCUGUUUAAAAAUCUCUAGUGAAUGGGAGUCCACCACUUUCCAAGGGAGUCCAUUGAUCCAUCACAUUGUUAUAAGCCCCAAAAAGCCAAACAUAUUUCUUUGGUUGUCACUUUUCUGGCAGGGAAAACUCUGAUUUUGACUGAGAGUUUGCUGCUCCUGCCCUUCCCAAACAAUGCUCUCAUGCCCUCAGACCUCCCUACACCCCUCCAUAUGGCAGGAAUAAUAUAAGUGUAGAAUCUCUUUUUCUCUGGGCGCAAUCUCCAAUGUACCCUUCCAGUGUGAAUAGUUGAGUUUCUUCCUGAGUAAUCACCAACCUGGUGCUUUCCCUCUGUUUUGGACUACUACAGCUCUCCUCACCCUCAGCCAGCACAGCCAAUGGGAGCUGCAGUCCAAAAGAAUGAGGUGGUAGGCAUUUUCCAGGUUGCGCAAGGCUGGAUCAGUGUGGAAUAGUGGUUAGUGUGUCAGACUAAGAUCCAGGAGACCAGAGUUCAAAUCCUGACUCGCCCACGAAGCACGCUGGGUGACAUUGGCCCAGUUAAAUUUGGCCCGCAGCCUCACCUACCUCACGGUCACACCCAUUUAACCCACAUCUUGAGCAGAGGGGUUUCUUGCCACUUGUCCCUGUAAGAUGACCAUGUUUCAAAAGGACUUCUGAGGCAAAUGUCUCCAAUCCCAGUAAGGCACGGUCCAGUUUCCAACUAUCAUCCCAGCUCCAGAAAUCCACAUUCCAUCUAAAAGUUUGCCCCAAGCAAAAUGCAUCUGGAACUGACAGACAAAACUCACCUAUUCAGAGGUGGUGCUGAUCCCUUUUCUUCCUGGCAAAAGUCACGCUGUACCUUCUUUUGUCUGACAUUAUCCCAUUCAUGUUGCAGACUAUUGCCUGUGCAAGAGAACUUCCUUCUUAAGUUUCAGGUAAAAAAAAGUGGUGGUGGGAUGUUGGUGCGGUUGCUUUCCUACUGUUUAUCUUAAUCCAUGAGUAGGCAAACUAAGGCCCAGGGGCCGGAUCCGGCCCAAUCGCCUUCUAAAUCUGGCCCGCAGACAGUUUCAGAAUCAGCGUAUUUUUACAUGGGUAGAAUGUGUCCUUUUAUUUAAAAUGCAUCUCUGGGUUAUUUGUGGAGCCUGCCUAGUAUUUUUACAUGAGUAGAAUGUGUGCUUUUAUUUAAAAUGCAUCUCUGGGUUAUUUGUGGGGCAUAGGAAUUGGUUCAUCCCCCCCCAAAAAAAUAUAGUCCAGCCCCCCACAAGGUCUGAGGGACAGUGGACCGGCCCCCUGCUGAAAAGGUUUGCUGACCCCUGUCUUAAUCAAUUUCUCUUUCUCAUUUAUUCAGGGAAUGAAGCUAGAUUCCGAUGAAUUCAAUGCUAUCUUUGCAUUUUAUGACAAGGUACAAUAUCUAGAUCUUCACUCACCCCUUCUUCCCUGGCCGGGGGGGGGGGGGGGGCUCAGGGGCCAAAAUGUCUUGGGCUGGCCAUGCAUGGAACUCUCUUCUGGCCCAAAGGAGCCUCAGCUUAGUCUGUUCUCCUUGGGGCAAUGAGUAGGCGUGUGAAGAAAGCCAUUCAGCUGAUUUUGUUUCAACAGUUUGCCAAGUUGACCACUUUGUUCGAAUAAAGUACGGUUUUCCUAUGAUGAUGCUUAUAUUUCCAGGGUUGCAAACAAGAAAGCAGCUAUAAAGCAGAAAAUUUUCAAACAGCUGGGAUGGAGAGUAAGGCUGGUGUGGCUGCAGAUUACAAGUGAAGGAAGAGAAGACUUACAGGGGUGGGGAAUAGUGUGCCUUGAUCUUAUGCGUUGAAAGAAUAGUCUAAUCUUUCUCUAUUAUCUCCUACCAUUAAUAUCCAGGAUGGAAACGGCUUCAUUGAUGAGAAUGAAUUAGAUGCUCUUCUGAAAGAUCUCUAUGAGAAGAACAAGAAAGUGAGUGCAUAAGGUGGUGUGUGUGUGUGGGUGUGUGUGUGUGUGUGUGUGUGUGUGUGUGUGUGUGUGUGAGAGAGAGAGAGAGAGAGAGAGAGAGAGAAGAACACACAAGAUUGGGUGGGGGCAGGGUCUCCUCACCCCAGAGCACACGUUAUGAGGAAUGUCCAAGCACUUACUGUGAAGAUUAUAGCCAGAUGCACAAACAUCAAGUGAGAAAAUUUCUUUGCAAAUCUGUCCCAAAAACGAUGUCUGAAAGAUUGCACCUUUGUACCCUUUCCUUAUUGGUGCAAAUGCACUGCUAGCAAUUGGAGGCUUAAUUCAAAAUGGAGCCUCAGGAAGAAUUCUGGUUUUAAAAUUCAUACACUUAAAACUGCAUGUGAAAAACUUUUCAUUCCCCAUAGUCAGAACUUGGAAUUUUUAAGUGUAAGAUUUGAUAUUUCAGUGUAGUUGGCUUUCAGCUUUUAUUAAACAUUUACUUUUUGUAUCCAGCUUUGUAGGAGUGAAAGAGGGAUGAUUGUUGAGUUCUGGGCUCAUGAUAUUAGGGGUGUGUGUGUGUGUGUGUGUGUUGGUCUCUGUGUGUUUUGAGACAAAUCACCUUUCGUCCACAGCAGCUUGGAGCGAUAUACAACAGGUAUGAACUGCAUAACACAGACAUCAAUAAAACAGUAACUAAAAUAAAAGUGUUAAUGCAAAACUAAGAAGUUAUUAAAAUAUUCAUUCACAUAUUGUUGCUGCGGGUGAAAAUCCCAUAAAUAAACUACAGAAGCCUGGAUAAAAGAGUCCUCAUUUGCCCUCUGAAGACCAGCAAUGAGGGUGACAAUCCUACCUUAAGGGGGAGACGAUAUCAAAGCUGGGAGCUUCACCACAGAAUUCCCUUUCUGAUUAUUCCCUUUCCCAAAUAUUGUUUGGGACCAUAAGCAGAUCACCCUGGGGUUUUUUUACAUUAAAUUAGGAGGCUAAGAAGUGCAUUAUAUGAUUCCUGCAUUGCAGGAGGUUAAACCAGAUGGUCCCUUGGGCCCCUUUCAAUGCUACAGUUUGUAGAAUCAUAUAACUGUAGAGCUGGAAGGGACCCCAAGGGUCAUCUAGUCCAACCCCCUGCAAUUCAGGAUUCUCAGCUAAAGUAUCCAUGACAGAUGGCCAUCCAACCUCUGCUUAAAAACCUCCAAGGAAGGAGUGUCCACAACCUCCCGAGGGAGACCAUUUGCUAAGUAUUCCAUUCUCUGCCAUUUGCUCGACAUUCCAGUUCUCUAAAGCCUUGCUCUGAACUUCGCUCCCCUCUCCAGUGAAAUUUCAUUGCUCCCUCCCCUGUUCUUUUCCCUUUGCCAGGAAAUGGGCAUCCAGCAGCUGACCAACUACAGAAAGAGCAUCAUGAAUCUGUCCGAUGGGGGGAAACUUUACCGCAAGGAACUGGAGAUCGUUCUCUGCAGUGAGCCCCCUCUGUAAAGAUGAGCCGCCCCCUCCACGACUCAACCCGCCGCCCCCCGCCCUGCCACAACCAACCACAAAGGCAAAGGAAAAAGGAAAAAAAGACCACGAGGAGCAACGGGAGGCCGACUGUCCAACCUGUACCUGGGCAAUCCACUUGACCCCGCAAGGCUUGGCUUGCUGAUCUGCUUGCUGACUUUGGGCACACAAUUGCUGCCGGAUGGUGGCGCCUCCUCUCCCAGAGGAGGCUCUGAUCCAAACCAUCAGUUUCCUCUUCCUGCUUGUUUCUCUCUCUGUGUUGGUUACCAUAGUUUGUGUCCUGUACAUCCUCAGAUCUGGAGUGUAUUUUAUUUUUGCUCUUAAUUUUUAUCUUUUGCUUUCUUUUCACACUAAGUCUUCUUGAUUACCAAAGAAGAGUUUACAAAUAAAACUGAUCUUCUGCUACGGG
This is a messenger RNA of Podarcis lilfordi (Lilford's wall lizard), 31844 nucleotides long. The record is from the annotation of a GenBank genome assembly. Lineage: Eukaryota; Metazoa; Chordata; Lepidosauria; Squamata; Lacertidae.